Molecule: messenger RNA, 1444 nt
Organism: Populus euphratica (Euphrates poplar)
Lineage: Eukaryota; Viridiplantae; Streptophyta; Magnoliopsida; Malpighiales; Salicaceae
Product: ribonucleoside-diphosphate reductase large subunit-like
Exons: 9
Coding region: 84-1112 (342 amino acids)
Biological process (GO): deoxyribonucleotide biosynthetic process
Cellular component (GO): ribonucleoside-diphosphate reductase complex
Molecular function (GO): ribonucleoside-diphosphate reductase activity, thioredoxin disulfide as acceptor; ATP binding
Source: RefSeq, a predicted model, not a curated record
UACCAUAUUAAUAAUUUAAUAUGAUGCGCAACAAUCUUUACUUCUUUCUGUAGGGGGUACCUGCGGAAUCAGAGUCUUCCAAGAUGGUUGGAAGUAGAGAAUCAAAGAACAGAUACUUUGAUUUUGAAAAACUAGCAGAGGUUACAGCGACGAUCACUGCAAAUCUUAAUAAAAUCAUAGAUGUUAAUUACUAUCCCGUUGAAACUGCAAGGAGGUCAAAUUUAAGACACAGACCAAUUGGUAUUGGUGUUCAAGGUCUUGCUGAUACCUUCAUUUUGCUUGGCAUGCCAUUUGAUUCACCAGAGGCAAAGAGGCUAAACAAAGACAUAUUUGAAACCAUAUACUACCAUGCUCUGAGAUCUUCUUCUGAGCUGGCUGCUAAAGAUGGCCCUUAUGAAACAUAUUGUGGAAGCCCUGUAAGCAAGGGGAUUUUGCAGAUGGACAUGUGGGGUGUGACACCAUCAGAUAGGUGGGAUUGGGAUGUUCUUAGGGAAAUGAUCUCCAAAAGUGGUGUAAGAAAUUCCCUUCUCAUAGCACCUAUGCCCACUGCUUCAACAAGUCAGAUACUUGGCAACAAUGAAUGUUUUGAGCCUUAUACAUCCAAUAUCUAUAGCCGCAGAGUUUUAAGCGGUGAAUUUGUUGUGAUGAACAAACACCUUCUUCAUGAUUUAACGGAGAUGGGUCUCUGGUCACCUGUUCUUAAAAACAAGAUAAUAAAUGAAAAUGGCUCGGUUUCAAAAAUCCCUGAGAUUCCCGAUCAGCUAAAAGCUAUCUAUAAGACGGUGUGGGAAAUCAAGCAAAAGACACUGGUUGACAUGGCUGCUGAUCGUGGAUGCUACAUAGACCAAAGUCAGAGUCUGAAUAUUCACAUGGAGCAACCUGAUCUUGGGAAACUAACUUCCCUGCAUUUCCAUGCUUGGUCAAAGGGCCUGAAAACAGGUAUGUACUACCUGAGAACACGUGCUGCUGCAGAUGCUAUCAAAUUCACUGUUAACACAACUGUUCUCAACAAUGAAAAUGCUAACAAGGCAGAGGAUGAUGCUAGUUCUGACAUGAAGCAGGCAGCAUGCUCAUUGCAGAACCGGGAAGAGUGCAUGGCUUGUGGAAGUUAACCUCCGUGUUCCCUCUCAUUUGAACAAUAGAGUUCUUCAACGACAAGCAAGAGCAACGAAGCUCAUUUCUUUGCAUCGCUAACCUGCAAGUUGGAAUGAAUAGCUAUGUAACAGUCUACAAGUGAUGUGCAGAGUGUAGAUCAAACCCAUCAUGAAACUGACUCUUUGAUUGGAUGUGUAAUGUUAUGGCCCCAGCUUUUUACUGGCCCUUGCAAUCAAAUUCUUAUCAGACCUGAGUCUUCUGUUAGGGCUCAGAACUGGAUACAGCUAUGUGUAAAAAGGCGUGUUCUUGUUUGAUCGCAUUUCAGUAAAGCAGGCCUCGCUCUCUCAUG